Molecule: messenger RNA, 1402 nt
Organism: Nicotiana tabacum (common tobacco)
Lineage: Eukaryota; Viridiplantae; Streptophyta; Magnoliopsida; Solanales; Solanaceae
Product: putative ethanolamine kinase
Biological process (GO): phosphatidylethanolamine biosynthetic process
Cellular component (GO): cytoplasm
Molecular function (GO): ethanolamine kinase activity
Source: RefSeq, a predicted model, not a curated record
AUAAAUAAUAGUAUUAGCAAAGACAUGGGGGCAGCGAAGAUCUGGAACGCCAUGGAAGUAGCAGAGGGAGCUCGCCACAGCGUUUCCUCCAAGAUUCCAUCUUCGCGCCUCACCGUCGAUCACUCUCUCUCUAUUCCUCUAAUGAAGCCUAAAAUCGUAGAACUGUGCAAGGACCUGUUCAACCAGUGGUUAGAUCUGGAUGAUUCUCACUUCUCUGUUGAGACAGUGUCUGGUGGCAUCACAAAUCUAUUGCUAAAAGUAUCUGUAAGAGAAGAUAAAGGAAAGAAUGGCAAUAUGACAAUUAGGUUAUAUGGUCCUAAUACUGAAUAUGUCAUUAACCGUGAACGAGAAUUACAGGCGAUUCAAUACCUCUCAGCUGCUGGGUUUGGUGCCAAGUUGCUAGGAGUUUUUGGGAAUGGCAUGGUUCAGUCAUUUAUUGAUGCACGAACUUUAACGCCCUCAGACAUGAGAAAUCCUAAGCUUGCUGCUGAAAUAGCAAAGCAACUUCGAAAGUUCCAUCAGGUGGAAAUUCCAGGCUCCAAAGAACCUCAACUUUGGAAUGAUGUGCUCAAGUUCUUCAGAAAAGCAUCAACUCUCCAAUUUGAUGAUGGUGAGAAGAAGUCAAAGUAUGAGACAAUUUUGUUCCAGGAAGUUCAUAAUGAAAUCACAUCGCUCAAGGAAUUGACUAACCGUCUUAACGCCCCAGUGGUUUUUGCCCACAAUGACUUACUUUCUGGAAAUCUGAUGCUUAAUGAGGAUAAAGGAAAGCUGUAUUUCAUUGAUUUUGAGUAUGGAUCCUACAAUUAUAGGGGUUUUGACCUAGGGAAUCACUUCAAUGAAUAUGCUGGCUAUGACUGUGAUUACAGCUUAUAUCCAAGUAAGGAUGAGCAGUUUCAUUUCUUCAAGCACUAUUUGGAUCCUGACCAACCGAAUGAGGUAUCUGACAAGGACCUUGAAGCUUUAUAUGCUGAGACCAGUAGUUACAUGCUUGCUUCACACCUAUACUGGGCUCUCUGGGCUUUGAUCCAGGCGAAAAUGUCACCCAUCGAUUUUGAUUACAUCAGUUAUUUCUUCCUGCGCUAUAAUGAGUACAAGAAGCAGAAGGAAAACUGUUUCUCUUUAGCCAAGUCGUAUCUUUCAAAGCCCGAGCAUGGUUAAAGUUUCAUUUAGCACAGUUCCAGAAACUCUUAAAAGCUGUCAAUUGACAUAUUUAGAUCUCAUUUGUUGCAAAUUGGAAAUUGUUGCUGCUGUAGCCAAGUAGGAUAGUGCAAAAUAAUUCUUUUUUCGUUUCUAUUUCUGCCAAAAUCAUGUAAAAGUUAACUGUUGUUUGUAAUUCAAAGUUCGAACAAAGGGAUACUAUGACAAACAAAUGAAGUACAAUUCUUUCUCCGCAAUUUCCGUA